GUCGCUUUCUUUGUGUAGCGGAAUUUUCAUUUCCAGUCAUUCAAGGAGACGAACUUCCUGAUCGAUAGAAGGCAAACAUGUCACGUGCUACCUACAGUAUGCAACUGCCACUUCUACAAGUGUUCGGGUUGCUGGCUGUAAGCGCACUAGUGUUACUAUACGAAAUUGAAGCUUCUGAAUUAUACUGCAACGGAUUCAACAUCAGUAGCCAUUUGGAUCCGACGGAUUACAAAUCUGCUCGAUCAGUCUGCUCUCGGCAGCAGUUAACGCUGCUCAGGAUCAAAGAUCACAAUCGUUUGCGAAGGUCAACAUGUUACAGCAGUGUGCUAGAACCUUUCCAAUCUAGAGGCAUAGACGAUAUUUGGCUGGACAACUUACGUAGCAAGAGUGCUCUCCGCAUUUCCACCUACAACAGCAUGGUUGAGCCCACUGAUGAGCCUAAACCGUUCAUCUGUGCAAAAGAUUUUAAUGAAUGCAAAGAUGCGGAUAUUAGGCAAGUAGACCUGUGCCCAAAUGGAUACACGUGUGAGAAUACCAAAGGAAGCUACACAUGUGAAGAGAUAAACGAAUGCGAAGAGGCGGAAACUACCGGCAUAGACCUCUGUCCCAGUGGAUAUACGUGUAAGAAUACCAACGGUGGUUACCAAUGCGAAGGUUUAUGCGGCGGAUAUAACAUAAGUAUACAUACAAACAAACUGACUUACCGAGAGACCCGGGCUGUAUGUCAUGGGCAGGACUUACGGAGACUGAAGAUGAAAGAUCACAACCGGUUGAGAAAGUCCGAGUGCUACAACGGCGCACUGCAAUCUAUGCUAGAUGAAGGUAUAACAAAUAUUUGGCUGGACAACUAUCGGGAUAAAGAUGUUCUUAACAUUUCUACCCACAAUAGCACGGCUGAGCUAACUGACCAACCUAAACCCUUCAUUUGUGCCAAAGAUUUUGAUGAAUGUUCAAAUGGAGGCGCUAACCUGUGUCCGAAUGGAACUCGGUGUCAAAACCAGAAAGGCACUUACUCCUGCGAAGCGGCCGAGUGCCUUGAAACUACUAUUCCUAAUGGCGUAAUGCACAAGGUUGCACAUCUUGAGGCGGGCUAUCCUCUUUGCGAUAGCGGUUACAUGGCCAUUGGACAAGCCAGAUGUGUCUCGAAUGAAUGGCGAGAGUUCAAGACUCCAGAAGGUCUUCCGCUGUGUCAACAACUGAGCACUUGCCCAGGACCGGACGGUUCCAAGUACUUCAUUCACCGAGAACCAGAUAUGAAUCAAACUUACCACACUCAUUUCGAACGAUGUACAAUCGGUUUUGACAGUCGUUUGCCAGCGUCCAUGGACAUUCCUUGCCUGCAGCAAAUCCUCACCCAGUCUCUGGCAAACGAACCAGAGAAGGGCUUUCGAAGUAUAUUCUUGCAUGGUACAAACGCUGGCCAUGUCCUGAGCAUAGAUGAUGAUGGUGCAUUCACUGCAACUACUCUAUCCAGUGAUCAGAAGGACGAAUUCUUUCCUGGAGCAACACACAAAGUCUGCAUGCCAUUCUGCCAACAGACGGUAACUAACAGACAUCAUUACUUGGAUUGAGUCAAGGCAACUAUCGCCGCGAUAUAUCGCCGCGAUAUCGCAGCUGGCGGCGUUCGGGGUAUACCGGUACCAAGCCGCUGCUGGAUGGCUUUGAUUUUGGUUUAUAGAUGAUAGCAUGAUAGUUCUGUGUGUGCACUGUGCAGCAGUCUGGUCAUCUGAUAAGUCGAUAUAGAUCUGACAGGCAGAUAAUCCUGCCAUCGCGAUAUCUCCAAAACUAGCAAAUUUGCCAUAGCAACAUUUCACUGUGCAAAGUCUCCCACUUACACACCUUGUUGAAGGUCGAUUUACAAUUUUAAAUGCAUGUUCCGCAUCCAUGUUUUGGUCUUCGCGCAACACUGGGACACA
Sycon ciliatum is the source of this 1916-nucleotide messenger RNA. Its product is annotated as fibulin-1-like. The transcript is spliced from 12 exons. Gene Ontology annotation, molecular function: calcium ion binding. NCBI's taxonomy places the organism in Eukaryota, Metazoa, Porifera, Calcarea, Leucosolenida, Sycettidae. The record is from RefSeq and is a predicted model, not a curated record. Bases 78 to 1571 code for a protein of 497 amino acids.